Topomyia yanbarensis is the source of this 1649-nucleotide messenger RNA. It is a transcript of the gene sina, whose product is annotated as E3 ubiquitin-protein ligase sina. Gene Ontology annotation, biological process: multicellular organism development; proteasome-mediated ubiquitin-dependent protein catabolic process. Lineage: Eukaryota; Metazoa; Arthropoda; Insecta; Diptera; Culicidae. Gene Ontology annotation, molecular function: zinc ion binding; ubiquitin protein ligase activity; ubiquitin conjugating enzyme binding. The transcript is spliced from 2 exons. The record is from RefSeq and is a predicted model, not a curated record. The coding region runs from base 405 to 1259 and encodes 284 amino acids. Gene Ontology annotation, cellular component: cytoplasm.
CUUUUCUCAACCAUCUAUCUUGGUGGAAACGCGAUUCAAUGGAAAAACAUUACGCAGAGCGAAAAGAAAAAACUUUCAGUCAAUCGUGGAUCCGUGCGUAGUGCUAGAGUCGUAAUUCGUCGCGAAAACUGCCUGAGAAGUGAUGGAAAUGCGAUAGUGACUAGCAGUUUCAUAUUUCUCGGUAUCACUCGCAUAGGAGUGACCUGACGCAAAAAUACACGAGAGGGAGGUGGCAGAGCACCAGUACAGCUGAAAAGUAAUUAGCUUUCUAAUCAAAAUCAAUUUCGAUUCGGACAAACUGUGUAAAGGAGUGUUUGUGGUGACAAUCGUUGCUCGAAGUGUAGCGAUAUUUUGGGUUCGUGGCUUAAACAGAGCACUGCCAUUCAGCUGCUAGACACGAAAAAAUGUCGAAUAAAAUUAAUAAUCCGAAAAGACGAGAGGUCACAGGUUCGUCGUCUUCUAAUUCUUCUAUAUCAUCGGUAGGCGCAGGGGAUAAUGGAAUUUCAGCAGAUUUGGCAUCGUUAUUCGAGUGUCCGGUGUGUUUCGAUUAUGUGCUGCCACCGAUAUUGCAGUGCCAAAGCGGCCAUUUGGUGUGUACAAGCUGUCGUUCAAAAUUAACCUGCUGCCCCACAUGCCGCGGCUCUCUGGGAAACAUUCGAAAUCUGGCAAUGGAGAAGGUUGCCUCAAAUGUAAAAUUUCCUUGUAAACAUUCAAACCAUGGCUGUACCGUCUCACUAGUUUACACUGAGAAGGCCGAACAUGAGGAAGCUUGCGAGUUCCGACCCUAUCUCUGCCCCUGUCCGGGCGCCUCGUGUAAAUGGCAAGGAUCGUUAGACUACGUAAUGCCCCAUCUGAUGAUGUCCCACAAAAGCAUUACCACACUACAGGGCGAGGACAUUGUGUUUCUCGCAACGGACAUCAAUCUCCCCGGUGCCGUCGAUUGGGUCAUGAUGCAGUCUUGUUUCGGGCACCACUUUAUGCUGGUGCUUGAAAAACAAGAAAAAUAUGACGGCCAUCAGCAAUUCUAUGCGAUCGUUCAACUAAUUGGAUCUCGAAAGGAAGCGGAGAAUUUUGCCUACCGAUUGGAGUUGAAUGGAAACCGCCGCCGGUUAACCUGGGAAGCAAUGCCGAGAUCUAUUCAUGAAGGAGUGGCCAGCGCGAUCCUCAACUCAGACUGUCUUGUGUUUGAUACCUCAAUUGCGCAGCUUUUCGCCGACAAUGGGAACCUUGGCAUCAACGUGACUAUAUCGGUUGUUUAGAGAGGAACAUUUCGUUGACAUUUCAUUACUUUAAAAUGCAUUAAAUUAAUUAAACAUCACAUACAUAAUAGCAUAUGCAUUUGGUAGCAAAAAAAAGUAACACUCAUUCAUAAAACAAUCGACAAGCGUAAAUUGAUGGGGUACGAUACUCUAUGAUUGUAAUCGAUAAUACAAGCAAACUGAAUUGGCAGAGUGGAUGGAUUGAAAUGACAUUAAAAAUACAAUCAACCGGUUUGAAUUGGUAGGACUUCCAUCUCGGAAUAGCAGAUAGAAACUUGCCUCCUCUUGCGCGAGUGAGCGCGAUUUACGACGAUUUGUCCCACAUUUAGUUGAUAGUGUCAGGAUGUAAAAAUUUGAGUCAAUAAACCGAUUUUAUUGAAAGCAUAAAAA